Molecule: messenger RNA, 612 nt
Organism: Penaeus vannamei (Pacific white shrimp)
Lineage: Eukaryota; Metazoa; Arthropoda; Malacostraca; Decapoda; Penaeidae
Source: RefSeq, a predicted model, not a curated record
AUGUUUCGCGCACAACAACUGCAGUGUGACCACGAAUUGUCAGUCUACGAGCCAGACGUGUGUGUCAACUGUCAACCGUCACGUGACAUCAGCUUGGGUGUGUAUAUAAGGGCGGACGCGCCUUGGUCCCUUGAGUCUGCGAAGGAUCGGCGAGACAUCAAGAUGAAGGUUGCUGUAGUGCUGUGUUUCGCCGCCUCUUUGGCUGUCGCUGCAGCCGUGCCUCCUCCAGGUGGCUUUGGAGGCUACAUGCCCCCACCAGCAGCGGGAGCCUUCGUCCCCUCGCCGGCCAUGAUCCAGGCCUUCAUCCCGACGCCCGAGGAGAUCCAGGCCCUCAACGCCCUCCACACCACGCCCGCCCCGGGAGCCGCCCCCGCCCCCGCUGUCGCCCCCGGAACUCCUACGGCGCCACCGACCAUGCCUCCCGCCGUCGCCAACCUGGUGAAGAAGUACCAGGCCGCCGCCGCUGCCUUCGCGCCGCCCGCCGCUGGAGCCGUCUGAGGACCCGUCCCGACCGCGGCCAUGGGCGCGAGGAAGGGGAAUGUGCUGGGCGCUCUCGUUUCGUUGAAUAACAGUAUCACGUGUGCUAGUCAUAUCAAUAAAGUCUGAUUUCAA